Molecule: messenger RNA, 717 nt
Organism: Penicillium canescens
Lineage: Eukaryota; Fungi; Ascomycota; Eurotiomycetes; Eurotiales; Aspergillaceae
Exons: 1
Coding region: 1-717 (238 amino acids)
Source: RefSeq, a predicted model, not a curated record
AUGAAGCUCUCCACCACAAUCAUCCCAACUCUCGCCCUCCUCCUCCAACCAACCCAAGCCCUAGUCGGGAUCACCUGGAGCGUAAGCAACAGCAGCAAAACCCUCCAGGAGAUAACCUUCCCAAUGAACAUAGCGAACACAAGCCACGAAAGCGGCUUCUACUUCGCCCAACAAUACAGCUUCAAGAACCAAAAAGACGUAGGCUACACAGGCCUCCAACCGCGUCCCGACACGAACUCCAAACCCAAACUUCACGCUGCCUUCUCCAGCUUCAUAGCUGGAACAACCUCAACAGAUCCAAACUGCAGCGAUGGCGCAGACGGUGGUGCAGGCGUAAGCUGUGCAAUCGACAUCGAGGGCUCGUAUGCACACACUUAUCUGCUACUUGUGAAUAAUACAGCCGGCACGACGUGGACAGGCACAUUGAUUGAUGCUGUUAGCGGGAAUGAGACUCGCGUUGGCUCUUAUACGCUUCCUGAGGGGUCUGGCGGUAUUGAGGGGGAUCAAAUGGGUUUCGUGGAGUAUUAUCCUUGGAAUGCUGCUGGAGGGCAUUCUUGUAAGGAUUUACCUAGGAGUGCGGUUACUUUUGGGAAGCCGGUUUCUCCUGGAAGGGUUGGGGCUUUGAAGGAUGCUUAUGAGUAUGGGGAUUGUGUUGGGCAGGUUGGGUUUGAGACGCAUCGGACUUUGAGGGGGGUUGAGGUUUCUGUUGGUUUUUGA